AUGGCGGCUGAGGCUCAGGAUCAGGAUGCUACUCAUCCUCCUCCGUCAGAAACAUCACCAUUGCUGGGUGGUGGAGCGAGCGUCGAAAACGGAGGACCGUCGGGUGAAGGUGAAGCGAACAAUACAGGCCUCCCGUUGGUAGAGGAAGCCAGCUUCGGGGAGCUCUUGAAAAUAUUAACGAGUACUUGGGUUGGUGUGUUUUUUGCAGCUCUCGACGGCACGAUUGUUGCUACCAUUUCGGCUCAGAUAUCUUCCUCGUUCAAUUCAUUGUCACUUAUAUCAUGGCUUGCCACCGCUUACCUGGUCUCGAGCUCUGCCUGUCAGCCCAUCAGCGGCAAGCUAACAGACAUCUUCUCUCGCCGAACGGGACUGGUUAUAUCUAACAUUCUCUUCGGAGUCGGUAACCUGAUUUGCGGUCUUGCUACAAAAGAAUGGGUCAUGAUCCUUGGACGAGUUAUCGCCGGGAUGGGCGGGGGAGGACUGACGGCGAUUUCGACAUUCCUCACGUCUGACCUGGUGCCUCUGCGCAAGCGAGGUAUCUGGCAAGGCAUUGGAAACAUUUGUUUUGGAAUUGGGAGCGGUCUCGGCGGUAUAUUCGGUGGAUAUGUGAACGACAACUGGGGGUGGCGGUGGGCAUUCCUUAUCCAGGUACCCUUUGUCGCCGUCUCCGCUAUCCUGGUGUCGAUAUAUGUCAAUGUACCCGUCAGGGUGACAGACACCUCUCGGUGGAAGAGGAUUGACUUCCUCGGUGCCGGGACCUUAGUCUGCGCUCUCGUUCUCUUCCUACUUGGACUCAAUUCUGGUGGCAAUCAGGUGCCAUGGACGCACCCUUUGGUUCUCACAACAAUUCCUCUCUCAGUCGUGCUUCUGAUCGCUUUCAUCUAUAUCGAGGAUAGGGUCGCGGCUGAGCCAAUUAUCCCUAUCCGCCUGCUCAUGGACCGUACCGUUCUAUCCUGCUGCUUGACCAACUGGUUUGUCACCAUGGCUGUCUUUGCCCUCUUCAUCUAUAUACCCGUCUUCCUCCAGGUACAGGGCUACACGGCUACAUUGGCUGGAACUCGUUUGGUUGCACAGGCUCUUGGUACCUCCGUCGGCUCUCUAGGUUCAGGCUAUCUGAUGCGUAUGACCGGACGCUAUCUUUACUUUAACUACGGCUCAGUCGUCCUGAUUGUCAUCGGAAUAGCAUUGAUAUGCUCCGUCAAUCUCGCAACACCGGCUGUCCCGCCUUUUAUCUACUUGUUUAUCUCAGGGUUGGGAUACGGCGGCAUGCUUACCUCCACCCUUGUGGCCAUCAUCGCCGCCGUGGACCAUGAACACCAGGCCGUGGUCACCUCUGCCUCCUACGCCUUCCGCAGCACAGGCAGCUCGAUCGGAAUAUCAGUCGCCUCGGCCGUGUUCCAGAAUCUUCUCCGGUCUGGCCUCUGGUCUCGCCUUGGACACCUCGGUAAUGCCGAAAAAAUCAUCCGGAAAAUUACAGAACGGUUUGAGGAGAUCUGCAAUCUUCCUCCAGACAUAGCUGCGAUUGUUCGGAACUGCUACAUGGGCUCGCUCCGGGCAGCGUUCUUGACUGCCCUAGGACUGGCUGCCAUGGGAGUAUUGGCAAGUUUGGCGAUGAGAGAACACAAGCUGCAUAUGAGCCUGGCCAGAAAGGACUAA
Messenger RNA from Nannizzia gypsea CBS 118893, 1656 nucleotides. RefSeq names its product multidrug resistance protein fnx1. The record is from RefSeq and is a predicted model, not a curated record. The transcript has 2 exons. Gene Ontology annotation, cellular component: fungal-type vacuole membrane. NCBI's taxonomy places the organism in Eukaryota, Fungi, Ascomycota, Eurotiomycetes, Onygenales, Arthrodermataceae. Gene Ontology annotation, biological process: transmembrane transport; basic amino acid transport. Bases 1 to 1656 code for a protein of 551 amino acids. Gene Ontology annotation, molecular function: basic amino acid transmembrane transporter activity.